UUUUUCAAUAUCUCUUUUCCGUUAACUCAAUUGACUACUUUAUAUAGCAGCUCUCUCUCUCUCUCUCUCUCUCUCUCUCUCUCAAACCUCACCAGAUUAAUCGAAACCCUAAACACAACAAAUAUCGAAAAACAUCUUUUUUUCUUCUCAAAAAACAAAUCAUGGAUUUCUAUUCCCACGAUAUCGUAGACAACUUGAUCAAUGUCAACCGGAUCUACAACGACGACGGAGAUCUCCGCAAAAACGAAAAGCUCUUCUUCGAUUUCCAAGUGGACUACACUCGUGGAGAAGAAGACGGAGAUGACGAAGAAGAUCUCAACAAUCUCGAAACUAGAACCGUUGUUGAAACUCUCGAGUUUGAUCGUGAAUGGUUGUUCGGCGGAGAUCGUAAUCGGAUCCUAGCCUUCGUCUAUCACAUUCUCGAUUUGCUCCAAGUCCCUUGUGAUCGCGAGAUCGUUACCACGCUGACUGAGAAUAUUUUGGAGUUGAAGACGCGUGAGGAGAUCUCUGAGUUACCUCACGUGGAGAGGCUACAAGUAUCGAUGUCUGUUUUCGUGCCGACGUUUCCUGGUGAAGAGGAGGAUGAUGUCGUGGUUGUGAAUUUUGCGGUGGCUCCAGCGAGCGAUGAGGCGGUGGAGAUACACUUGGAUACGGUGGUUGUUGAUGAGAACGACAGAGGUUAUUGUGUGAUAUGCAUGGAUAAGAUCCGGGUUGGGUCGGAUGAGGAAGCGGGUCGAAUGCCGUGUUCGCACGUUUUUCAUCGCGCGUGUGGAGAGGAGUGGCUUAGGGUUAGUGGGAUUUGUCCGGUGUGUCGUGCCGUGUUUCCUUCAUAAACGGCUAAACCCUAAUUAAAGCCUCUCUCUCUCUGAUCAGCCUUUCGUGUUAAUUAGUUUCGUUUAUCAUGUUUCAUUUUUGUAGGUUGUUUGUAUUUACCUAUUAGGUUCGAUAUGACCUAUCAGUUUAGUUUAAUUCAUGUUUUUCCUUUCAAUUUUCUAUGUGUAUGAAUGUUCAAGAAUGUAUGCUUUAACCUUGUUCGUUGCUAUUUUUGUUUGUCAUCUAUUUCUUGCUUUUUGUUUACAAAUAAUCCAUGCUUGUUUUCCUUUUUGGUAUUCGGAUGUAAUUUACUAAUUACAAUUCAAUUUUUGAGAUUUUUUGUUAGGUCCCAAUAACAACAAGAACAUAAUUUGUUUAAAAGAGCUACCUUUGUUUUUUUUUUUGGUUUUUCAUGUCUUCAAAUAGAUGAGAUGAGAUGAGAUGGUACUAAUUCUACGAACUUGGGAAACAAAUAACAAUGUGCAAAAACAAACGUGAACUAGUAUCCUUCAAACUAGGAAGUGGGAGUGCGUUUAAUUAUUUUAUUUGCAAAAAUUGAAAUAAAAGGAAAUAGACCAAGUCAAAACGACUCAACCAAGAUAGUCUUGUGUAGUUGACAAUCAGUUAACGGGAACAAACCGGCAAGGACUAGUUCUAAGAUGGAGAGGAGACAUGAGAUUGUUUCCCUUGUUUAAGUUUUCUAUUUUCUAAUUAAGCGACAAGUUUUCAUGGAACCAAACCACAAAUAGAAAUUUGCCUUUAGAAAAAAGUGUUUUUGUGUUCUUAAGCUUUGGGACCUCCUAACAUUGUUCUGCUCUUAUGAAGUUUAAAUAAUCAAUAGAAAAGCAGAAGAAUGUACAAGUUUGCCAAAGUUUGUUUUAAAUUUUAAGAAAAUUUCAAGGUGACCAACAAUGUGCUAAAUUCUAAAGCAAGAAGACUUGAAAAGAAAACUCAUAAAUGCCCGAUGGUCUGAUAGUGUGUGGUCUGGACUCUUCACUACACACUAGUGAUGACCUUGUAUGCAUAAAAUAGCAAACUACCUCAAAAAGUUUGAUGUUAAACACACUAUCACUGGUAGGGAUAACCGAUAAAAAGAAAAGGAUCAGAUAAGAUUCAUAAGUUCAACAGUACAUAACAACAAAUCUACACUCUCACCACGUCAUUGUACGAAUAUAAAACCAAAGGGGUAAAAAAA
Messenger RNA from Camelina sativa (false flax), 2008 nucleotides. RefSeq lists its product as uncharacterized. NCBI's taxonomy places the organism in Eukaryota, Viridiplantae, Streptophyta, Magnoliopsida, Brassicales, Brassicaceae. Gene Ontology annotation, molecular function: ubiquitin protein ligase activity; zinc ion binding. The record is from RefSeq and is a predicted model, not a curated record. Gene Ontology annotation, biological process: protein ubiquitination. Gene Ontology annotation, cellular component: cytoplasm.